Molecule: messenger RNA, 1073 nt
Organism: Glycine soja
Lineage: Eukaryota; Viridiplantae; Streptophyta; Magnoliopsida; Fabales; Fabaceae
Product: splicing regulatory glutamine/lysine-rich protein 1-like
Exons: 6
Coding region: 76-633 (185 amino acids)
Source: RefSeq, a predicted model, not a curated record
ACAAGAUAUUGACAUCACGCUCGAAGUAAGAGAGAAAGAAAUAAAGAAUUGGCGUGAGUCGCUCGCAAGUUUGUGAUGGCGGCCUCUUCUUCCUCUCUCUCUGCCUCCGACGACUCUUCUUCUCACCGUCGCAGGCGUCACCACCGCCAUCGCCGAUACCGUGAUAAGGACUCCCUCAAGAUUCGAAAGAAGAGCAAGUCCCAAUCCCAAUCCCGCGGAGAACGACGCCGUAGGCAUCACCGCCACUCUUCCGAUUCCGAUUCCUAUUCUUCAUCUUCCCUCUCUGAUUACUCCAGAAGUGAAAGUUCUUCUGAUAGUGAGCAUGAAACAUCUCACCGUUCAAAGAGGCAUAAAAAGAGUGACAGGCCAAAGAAGAAUAAGGAAAAGGAUCGAAGCAAAAGCCACCGCCAUAAGAGGCAGAAGCAUAAAGUAAAAGAGAAGCAGCAUGAUGAGAGGAGCAGCAGCCCUGUGCAGCUUUCCAAGUUUUUAGGGCGUGACAAAGAUGACGGUGUCCGUCGCAGUGCUGUAUCUGGCAAGAAGAUUCUUCUGAAACUUGAGAAAACAAAGGAAGAUAAAGUGGCUGAAAGCAAGAGAAACGAACUGCUGAACUUUUUAAAUGCUAGUUUUGAUUAGCAUUGAGAAGGUAUGGAUUUGAUAGAAGGGUACAACAAAAUCUGGGAAGGACCACAUUUACUUACACAGGUGCAGAAAUUAUUUUUCCGUUAUAAGAACCGGGCAGCCUACCAUUUCCUUGGGGAAGGGGAGUGGGAUAUCAUAAUAUUGUGCUUACCAUUGAAAGACAUGUAUGGUUCUCGAUCAGUGGAUUUCUCUUUUAUGAAAUUUGUUAUGAGCUUUUGUAGGAUGAGGAGUUCUUGACCCAACUGAUUCCAUACAUGGUAUUUUGAGAUUGGGCAAUCAUUGUGUUAUGUGCCAAGAUAUUUUUUUCUUGUGUUGAUUUGGGCACAUGUGACUGAAUUAUUAAAAAAUUUGUUCCCUUCUUGGUUUCCCCCCGAUAAUUGUUCUUAAAAAUAGGUUUGGAUUGAAUUGAUUCAACCUAAAGAUCUUAGGUUCAA